Messenger RNA from Anguilla rostrata (American eel), 2769 nucleotides. RefSeq names its product protein FAM107B-like. The transcript has 6 exons. The record is from RefSeq and is a predicted model, not a curated record. Bases 409 to 807 code for a protein of 132 amino acids. Lineage: Eukaryota; Metazoa; Chordata; Actinopteri; Anguilliformes; Anguillidae.
GAUCGUUACGUGUUUAUUUUUGUCCUGCCGAAAUUCCCAGGUGGAGGAAUUGGCCUGAAAAAAUGUGAUGGUUAUUUUAAGGAUUGGGGUCAGAUGAAAGCAGAGGGCACAAGGGCACAGGACGUCUCUGUCUGGACAAGCGCGGUAAUCUGCUGCACCAUCUGGUUCCUCCCAAACAUGCCUCCCCUAAAUUAGCCGGGUAAUCUGAUUUCGCUGAAGAGUCUGGAGCGUCUGGCCAGGCUGCACUCUCACUGCUCCUUAAGCUGUCCCUCCAGGAAGGACGGACGUCGUUCCGGCUCAGUGACACAGACAGACAUUGGGACAGACGAGCUCUUGAGUGUCUCUGUAACUGCUUAUCUUCUCUCUGAAUCAGUGGAUUGUACACAGGUGUCUUUCAGCACACAGAGAAUGGGGAUCAGAAACCACAGAAAAGAGAACUGCGCACGUCACAUGACUCCUUCUCCCCUGGCCCCCGAGGCCUCCGAUGACAUCAUCCAGCCGAGGAGGGUGACCAAUCCCGUGCAAGAGUCACCCACCCACCGGAGCCUGCACCGCGAGCUGCUGUUCAGCCACAGAAGGGGGCUGCUCCUGGGGGGCAAGCCGGAGCUCCAGAGGGUCCUUCAGCAGCGGAGGCUGGAGCAGGACGUCCCACCACCCUCCGACCUGGAGCAGGAGCUACGCAAGAGGAAGCAAAGGCUGCAGGAGUACGAGCAGGAGGAGCUGAAGCGUAAGGAGGGCCAGGAGAACAUCCCUGAGUUUGUGCGGGUGAAGGAGAACCUCCGGCACGUCCGUGUGGCAGUGCAGUGAGCUCUGCCACACGCUCCUCUCUGCCCCCCGUCUGGAACGGUCACCUGCACCGAGGCCAAGCGGCCCAGCGAGAACAAAGACAACUGCACUCAAACCGGGACCCAACCGAACAUCCGCAAAGCAAGUGAAAGUUCCUGUCGAAACAAAAGAGUCUGGUGUUAUCGACCAGCUGGUUCAUUCCACAAGAGCAAUGAAACCACAAAUCAGGUCUUACGGCGCGGCAUUCAGAUUGUGUGCAUGUUUUGUUUCCUGUUAGGGUAAGCUGAAUAAAUGACUGAUUAAAUGUUAAAUGAAACCCGGGACCCAGAAACUCUUUUCAUUGGAGACGUAGAGAAGCCCCUUCAAGGUGACUGGUCAUGUGUGGGUUUGGAUGCGCACCGGGGGAAAUAGUCCCAGUAAUGGUGCAUGUAUAGCAGUGUUCAUUUGCAUAUUUAGACAUUAAUGAGUAAAUUUAUAUUAGACUCUAGUUUUGGGCGCGGUCCAAAAUAGCCUGGUGAAUGUUAUAAAUCUAUGAUCAACUCCUGAUUAGGACAGAAGUGUGCUUGGCAAUAUCAAAAAUUUUUAAACUUGUUACUUUCUGUCUGUCACCAGGGCAGUGCUGGUGUCAUUUUAAAGUUCUCUUUUCCUUUGUGGCUGUUGUUUAUUAAUCAAAAGCACAAAAUACCAUUCAGCUGAAAACAUUUACACGUGAAGUACAACUGAGGUUCAGAAACAGGACUUUGUGGAUUGCUCAAAGACCAGCCUUUGUGCAAGAUUUUUUAAAUAUUAUUAUUCAAGAAGCAUGAAACAUACUGGUUCACUAAGGUGAGCCUUAAAUCUGGUCCUGAGCCAAAUCAGUCUUUUUUCAGUUCUAGGUACAUACAGUUAUAUAUUUAUUUCUAUUUUUUAUGCAUAACAAUCCAAAGGUGAGUAUUUACUACCUUUUGAAGGUGGUAAUUUAUCUCAGGAAAAGCCUCAGGGGUUAUAAUCAAAAUUUUGAAUAUAUCUCAAUUUGUUCACUCUCUAAAUCAGACAAUUACUUGAAACACUUUAAACAGUCUUGCAUGUGUGGGCAAUCACAAGUUAAAUAAGGGCAAAAAAACGUUUUGUUUGGAAAGGCAGACAGACGUGUGGUUUGAAAUUACCGUUUGACACACCUCAGAUUUUACCCUGGUUUCCUGUAAGCUGGGCACCGUUUCAUGCCCAAUACAAUUCUGACUUCUGUUCUGUAUCUCAAGCAUAAAAUAUAAUAGGGGUUUCAAAUUCAAAACGAUACUAUUAAUAAUAAAAACCAUAACGAAACAAUAAGUUAACCUUACCUAAAUAUGACUGGCAACAGCCUACAAUAGUAAAGGAGAUCAGAUCUACAGUACGUCCAAUAGAUCAUACUUACACGCAUACAUACAUAGAUCAAAACUCCUUAAAUGUUGGUGACAAUUUCUGAGAAUUUUCAAUGGAAUAUGUUUCUAGCCAAAAAUCACAAGAGGAAUUUUGUUCUUAGUUUUGGUGGAUUUGGUGGAUCUCUUUUAAAAUUGUCGGUAAUCUACAGGAAUGUUACUGAUGUGUCAAAAGGUCUUACUUUUACCUUUAAAAAGGUGAAAAAGUGUUCUGUUUGUCGUGCCUCUCCACGGUCCUCACACGCACUUGCAGUUGAACCAGUGACUGUUCGACACACGACUGGCCACACAGUACUACAGAAGAACUAGCACUAACUGGGGAACAGGCUUAUCACCCAGGGAUACAACUGCCUGCCGUUACCCGGGCGAUUAUUGCGAUGAAGGACCGAUGGAGGGGACCCCUGGCUGACUUAAUCCCGUCUUUCUCCAUUGCAGAACAAGACCAACUGCAUCCUGCCACUGUUAACCUCUCCUCAUUGUUCCUUCAUUGUAUAUUUUGCAAACAUGGCUGAAUUGCUCGGAAUCUGUCAGUACUGAUUAAGAUGUUGACCUCCUUAAUGUUACAAAUAAAGAUGGAAAUUGCAAA